AUGCUCUUCGCAGCCGUCGAUUACCUCCACCAGCAUCGCAUCGUGCAUCGCGAUGUAAAGGCAGACAACAUCCUCGUCUCUGAGGACCUUUCCGACCUUCAUUUGGCCGACUUCAACACAGCUCGUUCCCUCCUCGAUGGUGGCUCCCUCACCAUGACGGGCACCGUGGAGUAUUCCGCGCCGGAGGUCUUAGCCGGAGAAUCGCCUUCCGAACUCCACGACAUUUGGGGAGCCGGCCUUUGCUUGCAUAUGAUGCUGACGGGGAGCCUGCCGCGGCGACCAACGAAGUAUCCGUCUCUGGCUGCCUUCCAUGAAGCAGUGACUUCCAAACCGGUGGACUGCCAAGGUGGUCGUCAGGGCUUGUACUUUGAGCUUGUUCCUGCAUUGUUCUGA
Symbiodinium sp. CCMP2592 is the source of this 393-nucleotide messenger RNA. NCBI's taxonomy places the organism in Eukaryota, Dinophyceae, Suessiales, Symbiodiniaceae. The record is from the annotation of a GenBank genome assembly.